Anopheles gambiae (African malaria mosquito) is the source of this 1421-nucleotide messenger RNA. RefSeq names its product phosphatidate cytidylyltransferase, mitochondrial. Gene Ontology annotation, biological process: CDP-diacylglycerol biosynthetic process; cardiolipin biosynthetic process. The record is from RefSeq and is a predicted model, not a curated record. The transcript has a single exon. NCBI's taxonomy places the organism in Eukaryota, Metazoa, Arthropoda, Insecta, Diptera, Culicidae. Gene Ontology annotation, cellular component: mitochondrion. Gene Ontology annotation, molecular function: phosphatidate cytidylyltransferase activity. The coding region runs from base 308 to 1315 and encodes 335 amino acids.
AUGUAAGUAUCAAUCCACGCCAGCAUGAGUAUGUAAGCAAAUCACCACCGUCGCCCGAUUGGCUGUGAACCAAAAUACAUGCCUUUUGUGGGUCUUCGGAAGAUUUUGACAUUUGUGGGUUUAUGACCGCGUUACGGCUUGUCGGCAAUCGAUAACUAAGUGCUGGAUUACGCGCGGAAUGUGUUAAGUAAUAACAAAAAGUGUCGAUACAACGAACGCAGAGCGCUAAAAUGUUCUGUUAGUGAAGGGGAAUGCAAAAGUGUACAGUGCGGGCAAACGUUCACCGAUCUACCAGCACACCCAAACAAUGCUCUCCCGAGGCAACACCGCACCGAUGUUCUUCCGGUUGCUGUCCAAGUUUCCGCAAGGCUUUUCCUUCUGCUUUGCGUACGGAUCCGGCGUAAAGCAGCAGCUGGGCUACGAAUCCGUUCGCUCGAAGCGCAACAUGAUCGAUCUCAUAUACGUGGUAGACAAUGCACACCGCUGGCACACGGCAAAUCUGGACCAAAACUUUGAGCACUAUUCCAGCAUGCGCCUGCUCGGCGGAGGGCUGAUCGCCAAGUACCAGGAAUCGUUCGGUGCUCGGGUGUACUUCAACACGCUCGUGCAAAUUCCCGAGGAAGACGUGAUCAUCAAGUACGGCGUCGUGUCUACGAAGGAUCUGCUCGAAGACCUGACGGAUUGGCGCUGUUUGUAUCUGGCCGGACGGCUGCACAAGCCGGUCGAGAUCAUACGGAACGCAUCCAGCUCAAAAAUUCAGAACGCAAUGGAGCAAAACCUUCGCUCGGCGGUGCAUGCUGCGUUGCUGCUGCUUCCAGAGAAGUUUACCGAGUUUGAGCUGUAUCGGGCAAUUUCAAACCUCAGCUACAGUGGCGACUUUCGGAUGAUUUUUGGCGAGAACAAGGACAAGGUCAAUAAUAUUGUGCGGCCUCAGCUGGAGAACUUUCGCAACCUGUAUUCAGCCACGUUCGAGGAGUUCCGUGGCUGCCUGGAGCUACCGAUCGCUGGGAGCGACAAUCAAAUCUGCACACAGGACCUUGCGGAACCCACGAUUCUGGCUCACCUGAACGGGCUGCCCAAGUGGCCCAUACGUUUGAUCGUCGAGCGGCAGACAAGCGGGCGCUACAGACAGGACACGGAAGACAUACUAAUAGGCGUGUCGCGUGCCACAAACUACCAGUCCAUUGUGGCUUCGUGUCUCCGUUCGAUUGUUUGGUCGAGUAGCGUUUGGCAAUCGAUUAAAAAUAUACCCACGGCCGGGUUUGUCAAAUCCGUACGCUACAGUUGGGCCAAGGCGUUGAAAACAUUUAGCUAGUAGGGCUAGUACGCGACGGGUUCAGUUUCAGGGAUUUAACACUAGUCUAAAUGAACUCAAUAAAGAUUUCAGAUCAUGUGUUAUCAAACUAUUUAGCUCACAAAAA